CGUUGGCGUCGCCUGUACACGCUGAAUGUCACAACCCGUGAAGCUGUGAAGUGAAUUAAAUGAACUGUUCCUGUCGGCUCCGCUAGUCCAUGUGUCAGCGCCACCAUGAGCGUCCUGUGUCGCGUGUUAACCCGAAGAUUAUUAACCGCACAGCCGCAGCGGCUGUCUGUAGUCGGAGCUCAGUGUUUUUGUAGCGGGGCAUCGCGGCUGGACGGCGCUCAGCGAGACAGCGCUGCUAUCUCCACCAGCCCUGUAAACCUGAGCUACGAUGUGUACGAUGGUAAAGAGGAUGGCAUUCCACUCGUCUUUCUGCACGGCUUAUUCGGGAGCAAAUCAAACUUCCAUGCUAUUGCGAAGUCUCUGGUGCAGAGGACAGGCCGAAAGGUGCUGACAGUAGAUGCUCGUAACCACGGCAAUAGCACACACAGCCCAGGUUUGACGUAUGAGGCAAUGACUAAUGAUCUGAAGCAUCUGCUGAAUCAGCUGCACAUUGGAAAGUGUAUUCUCAUUGGGCACAGCAUGGGUGGCAAAACUGCAAUGGUUACAGCUUUGUCACAGCCCAGUUUGGUGGAGCGUCUCGUUGUGGUAGACAUCAGUCCUGUUCCGACGUCAGCUCGUACCUUUAUGAAAGGCUAUAUAGAGGCAAUGAAGGAUGUGAAGGUACCUAGCAACAUUCCACGCUCAACUGCACGCAGGAUGGCUGAAGAUCAGCUCCGAAAUCAUGUCAAAGAGCACUCAGUCCGGCAUUUCCUCCUCACUAAUCUGGUCGAGCAGAACGGACACUAUGGCUGGAGAAUCAAUUUGGAGGCCAUCUCAAAUCACCUGAUGGACCUUAUGGGUUUUCCCAAGUUUAACACAACCUAUGAUGGUCCCACCCUCUUUCUGGGUGGAAGUAACUCCGAAUACCUCAGCUCUGAGGAUUAUCCUGAAAUCCAGCGUCUCUUUCCAUAUGCAGAUAUCCAGUACAUCCCUGAUGCCAGUCACUGGAUUCAUGCUGACAAGCCUCUGGAGUUCAUCAGCUCCAUUAUCACGUUUGUGCAGUCCUAGUCCUCUGACUGACUCACUCCCUAGGUUAACAUUUUUUCUUUUCUUUUCUCUUUUAAAAAAAAAACAAAAAAAAAAACCCUGUAUACACAUACAGUACUGUGCAAAAAUAUAAAGCACUCUAUAGAUAAAAAAAUCUUAAAUAAUGAAAUGAGUAUCGAAAUAAUUACUACAUUGAGCAGUAAAUAAAAGAAAAAGAAAGAAAAAAAUAAUAGUUUUGUUGCACCACUCUCACCCACAUGUUGAAAUGAUUACAUUUUCUGUUACCCCAAAAAGUGAAAAUGGAGAAAAUUAUAUUUAAAUAUGAUGUUCUAAAAGUCACUUCUUUUUAUUGAUUUAAUUCGCGUGGAAUUUAAUGAUUAUAAAUGCUGUGUCUAUCUUUAUACCCGCCUUUGUUUACAUUCUACAGCUGUGUUUGAUAAACUGACUCUUUGCCCAACAAGAUUUUUGCAGAAAGCCUAGACAAAUUUAGAAAGUUUUUCUAAAGUAAAGUAGAUGUGUCAAUACAAAUUAUCAGUAGAAAACCACAAAUUUGGUCAGAACCAGAUUUUCAGCCAUGUCAAAUGGGUUUUCCCAGGCUGCCACACAAACACAGUCUUAAUUAAACAAGUUUAAUUACCAUGUAAGACAAAACUUGAUCAGUGAAAAGACCCUGUAAGAGAAAAUUUGACUACAAAUGUAGGGUGCCGAUGACUAUUGCACAGUACAGUACAUCCAGUGUAUAUCCACUGUCUCAACAUUCAAUCACACUGAAUUUGUUGGUUUCUCUCACAUACUUUCAGAUGACAUUUUAAGACAAGUUUUGUUGCUUAUACUGGAAAAUAAUGCAGCGUAUCAGUAGAUUAUAGAUACUAGACAAUAGAUAGUUUAUUAUGAUGAACUAGAACCUAGAUGACCUUCAGGCCUUUAAUAAGAAGGCUGACUUGGCAGGGCAAUGAACAUUUGCUUCUCUAGAUCAACGUUAGUUUUCCUUUCUAAUCGAUUGUCCAAAGAUGCCUAUGCAAUAGUGGCCGAGCUUUUUAGCACUGUUUUUACAUUAACCUCUCACUGUCUUACACAAGCACUGAGACCCCACUACUGCAGUAGACAUCUAGACAUCGUGUUCUGUAGGUACUAUUUUUGGAAGUACUACUGUUUCUUGUGAGUUGCCAUUUUAAAUCUGUUUAAGUAAAGGUGUCAGUUGUGUGCUUGCUUGUUUGCUUUGGUAAUCAUGAGAAGGGAAUAUUGUUUUAUGCUAAGGUGAAUGUUUAAAGCUCAACAAAAGAUCAAAUUUCCCACUUACUCCAAGCCAAGACAUGUUUGGUGUUUGAUGCUUGCUUCGUUAGAUUUGUAGCUAGAAAGGUAAAUGUAACUUAUAGACUCUGGUUAAGACCCAUGCACAUUGAUAACAGAUGAUGUUUUGAGGAUCACACAGGUAUGUGGAAAUACUGACAAAACCAAGCAAAAUACAAUGCAGUGCAAAGCUUUGACGUAACUCUCCCACUCGCACGAUACGCACAAUACACCUCAAUCACCUCACGGUUAAAUGUGCUAAGAGAAAAUAAAGAUGCCUGCUAGACAGAAACGAUAUUUUUCACUUGUGUUGUGAAGAGAGCUCACCACAGCUCACUGCCAAAAUGCUCGGCAACAAUUUGGUGACACUUUUGAGUUCACAACACAACAUACUACAUAAACAUUUAAACACAUACAGUAUACAUGUUUGUUAGGCUUAGUCUCUAUUAAUGCAUUUAACAAACUGGCUAUAUAUUAUUAUAAUACAUUACAACCACAUUAUCAUUUGUCCACGCCUGCAAACUCAUCUAAAUCUGCCUCCACCAUUGUUCAGAGUCAUACAGACUCAAAACAUUUCAUGAGGGAACAUCACAGAUCUCGGGAAAAUUGUUCAAACUUCAAAACUUUAAUUUUGUCUGAAUUAAUCUUUUAACCAAAAGUACCAUACCGGAGCUGUGCUGCCGGGUUAUUUACUCUGAAAACUUUUCUUCAUCAGGUUCAGUAGCACUGUGUUGUAUGUGGCCACAUGUAAACCUCUGUGAAUAUGAAAAUGUAUUUUAUAUUAUUAUGUUGGACAUAUUCACAAAUUAGUACUACUGAUUAAUCAAAGGGAAAUAGUUAUAUUUUAUGGCUGUUAGUUGUAUGUGAACCUUUAGAUGUGUACAUGUAUAUGUUUGGAAAUGGCCUUUUAGGAUUAUGAAAUAUGCUGCACAAUUAAACACCAGGUGUCCAUGCUGUGUAUUAACAGAUUUAAAUCCACAUACGUAAUAAUCAUGUAGAUCGUUCCUGGUUAAACCACUGAAUAUGCUGUAGUAGAUACAUAUACUGCCAGUUGUCUGUGAUAGAUGGAUUGUAUUGCAAGUGUGAAUUCACUAGCAAAUAUGUAUUUUCCCAAAUAUCUUUCUUGACAAGUAAUAUAUAGCUAGUAUUAUAAUUCAUUUUUAUCUUAAAGAUGUAUAAUGACUCAUUCUUUAGAGUCUAAUCAAAGUACGAACAAUCUUGGUGUCUUGAAGACAGGUAAUUGCCUUUAACCAUUACAAAAGCUGUGGACUUUUUUUCCGCAAAGCAGCUUUAAAAGAUUGUAUCGAUUUCAUUUUAAGAUCAAAUGUGCCCAGUUUUUUUUUUCUCCUAUCAUUUUCAUUCUGAAGUAAUAUUCAUAACAUGUUGAAUAAUGAUCUUAAUCAUGCUAUUAGUGAAAUACUUGUAACAUUACUCUGUUUGCAUGGAACAUUACAGACCAGAGCUUGUGGUUCUCGUGGAGAAAUUCAAACAUGGAUUAUGUUCUCACAAUAAUGUCUUGGUGUCACUGUUUUGUGUGCUUUUACUAUGGUUUAUCUAGCUGAUGGAUUUGGGUUUUUGUGGGGAUUUUUUGUAACCAGUACUUAAAGCACAGUACACGGUUCUUUCCUUUGUCACUGAUUGUUCAUUUUAUUUCAUCUUACAAUGAGGACCAUGAACUUUACCCAGCUGGUUUUGACAGUUUUCUGGUUAAUGUUAUUGAUGUAUAAGAUUACUCCAGAGUUAUACAGUGAGGUAUUGCACAGAAAAUACUGUUGUUGCAAAAAGCAAUACUUGGGGCCAAGCUCUUGCACCAGCGCUCAUCUGAGCAGGUGAAGUGAUCUUGUUACGGUUAUGUGUUCUUUGUUAUAAAACUUGAUGAGGUCAGUUUGUCUGGAUGUUCUUCUCAUUGCAUGCGGAUUGUUUUUUUUAUUUUUUGUUAUUGUUGUUGGGGGUUUUUUGCGACUAAAUAAAAUAUACAAUAUUUCAGAA
This is a messenger RNA of Ictalurus punctatus (channel catfish), 4305 nucleotides long. It is a transcript of the gene abhd11, whose product is annotated as abhydrolase domain containing 11. Lineage: Eukaryota; Metazoa; Chordata; Actinopteri; Siluriformes; Ictaluridae. Gene Ontology annotation, cellular component: mitochondrion. The coding region runs from base 106 to 1047 and encodes 313 amino acids. The record is from RefSeq and is a predicted model, not a curated record. The transcript is spliced from 6 exons.